CGGGGGCCCGCGGAGCGCCGGCCGUGCGGCCUUCCCGCAGCCAGAGCCGCCGGCACAGCCCUGCGGGGCCAAAGCGCCGCGUGGCCGCGACACCCCGUCUGAAGCGCCGGCUGCGCAGCUCAGUUCCCUGCCGGUUCCGUCAGAGCCGCCCGGCAGCUGGAAACAAGUAGAAACGCUGUAUUUUUAGAGGUAAACCCCGAGAUUUGAGAUACGAGAUCUGCAAGUUUGAAUAUGUUGAAGGAAAUGUCAUCCAGCAUCACUUAGUGCAGCAAGAAGAGGACACGGCCCCGAGCCCCGAGCAGAGACCUGGGCUGUAGAACCCAGGAUACGGGAUCCAUCCUGCAGCACCCUGGGUGCGGAGCUCAGCAAAGACAGGAGGAGCUACAGCUGAAGUUUCCUCCUCUUUGGUGGUUCUGUCCCUGUGCACUCUGGUAGUACUGGUAGUACUGCUGGCAAACUGUGUCUCCUGCUGUAAAGACCCUGAGAUAGAUUUCAAGGAGUUUGAAGAUAACUUUGAUGAUGAACUAGAUUUCACGCCUCCGGCAGAAGACACUCCGUCCGUGCAGUCUCCAGCAGAGGUGUUCACUCUGUCGGUGCCCAGCGUCGCUCUGCCGGCUCCCGCCCCGCUUCCCUCUCGUGCAGAUGGAUCAAAGUCUCACGUUGCACGUCAGAGUCUAAACUACAUCCAGGAAAUUGGCAACGGCUGGUUCGGGAAGGUUCUGCUUGGGGAGAUCUACACAGGCAGCAGCGUCGCAAGGGUCAUAGUGAAGGAGCUGAAGGCAAGUGCAGGUCCCAAGGAGCAAGAACAGUUUUUAAGAAAUGGAGAACCAUAUUACAUUCUUCAGCACCCGAAUGUUCUCCAGUGUAUCGGGCAGUGUGUGGAAGCCAUUCCUUAUCUCCUAGUUUUUGAGUUCUGUGACUUGGGUGACCUAAAAACUUACAUCUGCAAUGAGCAAGAACACGUGAAAGGAGACUCUCAAGUAAUGCUGCUCCAGAGAAUGGCGUGCGAGAUUGCUGCUGGCCUUGCUGUAAUGCAUAAGCAUAAUUUUGUGCAUAGUGACUUGGCCUUACGGAACUGCUUUCUCACGUCCGAUUUGAACGUCAAAGUAGGAGAUUAUGGUAUAGGAUUCAGUAGAUAUAAGGAAGACUAUAUUGAAACAGAUGAGAAGAAACUUGUUCCUCUGCGAUGGACUGCACCCGAGCUAAUCACAAGUUUUCAAGACAGACUGUUAUCAGCAGAGCAAAAUAAAUACAGUAACAUAUGGUCCCUGGGGGUGACGCUGUGGGAGCUGUUCGAGGAGGCGGCGCGGCCCUACUCGGAGCUCUCUGACGGGGCGGUCCUGGCCCGCGUCGUCAGGGACAGGCAGGUUAAACUCCUCAAGCCGCGUCUGGAGCAGCCGUACGCUGACAGAUGGUAUGAAGUUCUGCAGUUCUGCUGGCUGCCUCCAGAAAAGAGACCGACGGCAGAAGAAGUGCAUAGACUUCUAACUUACCUCCGCAUGCAAAGCCAAAGGGACUCGGAGAUAGAUUUUGAACAGCAGUGGAAUGCCCUUAAACCAAACACCUCAAACAGAGAAACAAGUAAUUCUGCGUUUCCAAUCUUGGAUCACUUCGCAGGAGACAGACUUGGCCAGGAGAUGGAGGAAGUCCUUACUGUAACAGAAACAAGCCAGGGUCUCAGCUUCGAGUAUAUCUGGGAGGCAGCUAAACAUGAUCAUUUUGACGAAAGUGGCCGUGUGAACCCCGAUGAAGCAAUGACUUACACAAGUAUUUUCUUCCCAGUGGAGGUUUUUGAGAGGUCCCUUUCAGAGCAAGGGCCGGGAGCGCAGGACGGCAGCGGUCAGGAAGCAUCCCUGGCUGUCCCUGGGGUGCUGCCUGUGUUCGACGCGCACAAGCUGUCUGUUGGAAACGACUACUACAUCCAGUUAGAGGAAAAAGGAAGCGGCUGCACCAUGAACUUUGAUAACCAGUCAGUCGUACUGACUACCGAAGUUGAUCAUCAAGAAGCUGUACAAGAAAAAGGUUCUCAUUUCACGGUUCUCAGGGAUCUUGAUGUUGAAGAAUCCAGCACUGACGGGGACUUCUUCCACUACAAUACAGAUCCUAAAGAGGAUUUUCUGCCUGCCGCUGGUAGUCCAGAAAGUCCUUUCCAGAAUAUCUUUAAUGACAUUGACAGAUCAGAAGAACUGACAAACAGAAAAAUACUUGGUUUUGCUGAAGCAAGUGACGUUCCUAAAGACUUUAACCCAGUUGCUGUAAACUCAAACACAGAUGCUAGGAAGGCCGCAGACCUUUGUGAGAAGGAGCAUUCUAGUCAUGCUUCUGAGAAUGAGAGAGUUUCUGCAUGUGAAAAUCUCUCUAACCAGUCUGACUUGGUAACCUUAGAAGAACUUUCUGAUAACUUCUUAUUUCUUCAAGAGAAAAACUUGUUAACAGGGUUAUUGUCCAACAAAACCAGUGGUGAUUUUGGGAAAAAAACAGAUGAUGUUCUAAACAGUAUAUUAGAAACCUCAACCAGAAGCUCUGUGGAGCCCGAGCCUGUGUUCGCUGGAAACGCGCAGGUCUUGUCUUUGAUCCAUGGAAGUCUUGGAAGAAUGAAGGAUGAAAAUUCCAACCCAGUGGCAGUGACUAAAGACGUGAGCUGCCGGAGCGCCGCGGGGGCGCGGGCGUUCCCCAGCCCGUCUGCAGCGCCCGAGUCCUCUGGGAAACGUGCACGUCUUCCUCCUUUGGAGGACGACGGAAAGCUUGUAAAUGUGGAAGUCAACAAGGUCGUGUCCUGUAAUGCUGGUAUCCUCUGUCAAGAGGAGCUGUCCAAUAAUGCCCAGAACAACAAUGUUGGAAACAAUCCGUAUUACAGUGUUGCUGUCGAAACAGAUGAGUGUGAUGCACAGAUGAAGCAGGGAAUGCUUGUCAGGCCUGAUGAGGAAGCUUUCAGUAGAGAAAAAUGUACUGAGCAGGAAGAUACAAAAAGAAACUUGCAAGAGAAGUCUCCCAUAUUAAAAAAUGGUGAAUGUUUAUUGGAGGAAAACCAAGAAAUAUUGGAUGAUUUUGAGAACCGUAAGGAUGUUCCUGAAGAGGUGACCUUAAUUUCUGUUACUGCUUCAGACUGUACCAGUCAGGAUAGUCUUCUGGAAGACAGCCCGCCCCCUGCGCAAACCGCGGAACAAGCCCUAGAGACGCCAGAUUCCUUGGAUUCUUUAGAUGUAAAUGAGGUUUUAGAAUCUUUACAGGCCCAGAGUCCUCAGAAGCUUUUGCCACCUGAUAAACCUGCUGACAGCGGCUAUGAAACCGAGAACCUGGAGUCUCCAGAGUGGACUUCCCACCUGGCUGUGGAGGAUGCGGCUGGUGCGGAUGCUGCUCUCUGUGCUGUCAGCGAGAGCAGCCGCAGUGCUCUGCCUUCCCAUCCAGUCAUCAUCGUCUCAGAAGCAGCAGCUUGUUUGGAUGCUGUGAACAGCAAUUUUGAAAUAACCCCAAAGGUUUUUCUAGGUGGAAAUCAGAACUCGUAUAGAGACUCUGCCUAUUUCUCUGAUAACGAUUCUGAGCCAGAUAAAAAACCAGAAGAGACUGUGAAUCUGUCAAGAGAGCCUGUGUGUGUUGUCCCUUCCAACAGAGGAGAGGAUAAUCCUGAGGAGGAUUGCAGUUCCGAAGACAGACAGCGAAAGUGUGAUGUAAGGAAGUACCGGGAGAUCAAUGAUCCCACUGCAGAACCAGAACUAGAUCACGACUCGGAGCUGCAGGAGGUGGGCGGCGGGGUGCAGGGCUGUCCUGGUGAGUGGGCCGAGGCGACUCUGAAUUCCCUGGAAGUAUCAGUGGAACAUAACCUAAGGGAUGAAAUAAAAGUAUCUGAGACUUCCCAUAAAACCGUCUCUUGUGUUGGCACUAACACUUCAGAGCUUCUUUCACACAGAGACUUAAAGGCUGUGCAUAACUUACCGAGUCCUCUAGACCUGACUAACAGUGAGAAGUCCUUCUAUCACAUCGAGGGACAGAAACUGAAAGAGCCAGAUAUUGAAGGAAAGUACCUCGGCAAACUCGAUGUUUCUGGAAUGCUUGAUCUAGAAGAUGGCGAUGAUGCGGAUGAGGAAGAUGAGAACAGCGACUCUGAGGAUGACAUGAGGACUUUCCAUGUGCAUAGUCUGAGUUCUGACAGUGAAGAUGAGGCUGUUCAUCAAGUACCCGAGAUACUUAGCGACAAGGAUGAUGGGAAACAUCUGAGAAGCUUGUUGAAACUUCCAAAACCUCUUAAUGAAAGGCAACGUGAGCACUGGAAAAAUGAGAAAAAGGCUGUGACGUUCUUUGAUGAUGUGACAGUCUAUUUAUUUGAUCAGGAAAUGCCGACUAAGGAGCUGGGGCACCGAGCAGCGGACGUGACCGGCGAAGGCUCUCGCAGCGCUCCUGUCCCCGCUUCCAGCUUCAGUUACUUAAACAGAUUCACCAACUCAGAAAGCUCCACAGAUGAGGAAGGUGGGGGGUUCGAAUGGGAUGAUGACUUCUCUUCUCCAGAGCCAUCCUUCCUGUUGAAGGCAGCUAAUAAUCUUAUCAGCUCUAAGCCACCUCUUCAGUCAUCAAAGUACUUCUCUCCGCCGCCGCCCCCGCGGACGCUGGAGCAGAACUGGUCACACCCGUCCCCGUACUCCAGGUUCUCCAUCUCUCCUGCAAACAUGGCAAGCUUCUCUCUUACGCAUCUCACAGAUUCAGAUAUGGAACAGGGAGGAAGCAGUGAAGAUGGAGAAAAAGAUUAAAUUAAUUAAAACUUCUCGGACUGCAUACAUGAAACACACAGAUGUUGUGUCUGAAACCUCUCUAUCUAAACUCUGGACCCUGCUGGAGUAACACAGGUAAUCGAGAAGUACCAAGGAGUGCAAGUAAACACUGAAAGCAAUGUUAAAUCAGGACAUUAAUUUGAAUGUGUAUUUAACUUUGUAAUGUAUUUUUAAAUCAGUGCAAUUUUGCUUUUCAUUGAAAGAUGAUUCGCCGCUGUUUUCAAGUACUUGAAGCAUUUUUCAGAUAACUUAAGAAACAAGUAAAGCAAUUACACUACAGUCUGGUUUGUGUAUGAGAUUGUAUGAUAUUCUUUUUAUAUUUUUCCAUGUAGUUCGUUAGUUAUUUGAACGUCCACCUGCUGUAGAAUUGUGUACAACUGUCCUGUGCAACAGGUGGCUGUGUUGCUGGAACUGUACGGAUGAUAGUUGAUCAGUAGUGAGCCAUAUUUAUUCAAAAAGAUAUCACUACAUAUUACUUUGCUUAUUACAAUUGCACUAUGGAUUAUUCUUCCUUUAUUUCCUGAUGAUGUACAGAAUCAAGAUCUUAAAUCUUUCAAAGAAAAUAAGACAAGUUGGAUUGGCCCAGGUAUCCAGUUCAGUUUGUCCUUUUUGUAGCCCUUGCUAUGCACGGUACUUGUAAAAUGUACAUAACUUCUGAGUGUUACACUAAACUUGCUGAAAUCUUCUAUUCAGUACCAUUUCUAUAUGAUAAUGACUAUAGAUUGAUUGUUAGUGUUCAUGUUUUAUAGGAAACUGGAAAAGAAUAUGUGAUAUACUCUGGAAUUUUUAGAUAAAAGAGAGAAUUCCUCUUAAUUCCUGAAUAUGAUCCUACUGACUGCUUAAAAUGUAGUAGCAUCUGACUAUAUCAUAAUUAAGGGCCUUCCAGUUUUUAUUACAAUUUCUGCCUUGAAGAGAGAAGAGGAAGAAUGGGCUGUACAAACCUGUGGGGCUGAUGACUCCUAUACAGGACUAAUUCCAGCAGGCUGGUCGGGGCGCGCUCGGCCCUUCUCCUGUGCGUUCGGUGGAUGUCGGAGCUCCCUCCUCCGCAGACCGGGGCUGCCGUUCUGAGGCCUGGGGUGAAUCUACCUCUCGGUGUGUCGUGACCAUUAAGAAUUAGAUCAACGGUUAAUGCCCAGUUUUGCACCCUUUGUAAGGCCAUGCCUGUUUUGAGAUGUCUGCAAGGCUCCAUGGUACAUCUGGAAGUGCACGCUGACCAAAGGUGCGAUGGUACAGUUAGCUCUGUCUGUAGGGGAGAGAACACGACGUGCUUGGGUUUGUCCUUCCUAGUCCACCAUGCUUUUAGCUGCUUUAAUCCUUUAAACCGCGUGGGGAAAGAUCUUCGUGAUUGAGAAGCAAAGCCCUGGCCUCCUGGGACGCCUUAUGCGGCUGCGGGUCUGUGGGAAACGCGGGCAGGAGCAGUUUCCCUGGCUCUAGCGUACUAAGAUACAAAAUAAUUUGUAAUUUAGUGGCUAUUUUGGCGGGGCUUCAGUGUAAUGGUGGUCCCAGUGCUCUGUGUUCAGAUCCAGUCAGAGAAUUUUCAUCGUGUCAAGUAUGGCAGGACUAGAUAUUUUCAGAUGUGUAAAGUUUGUUCCUGUGCCACUCCAAAUGCGUUUGGAUUUUUUAAAGUAUGUUUUAAAAUAACAGGAAUAUGUUAAUUGCUUUUUUCCCAUCAUUCUUUAGCCGUUAACCAGAGUGGUUUAUAUACCGAUCAAAAGGGAAUGAUUUAGUGAUAACGUUAUUUGAAGUUGCCAAGGUAUCGUUGAGAACUCCUGUUGGUGAGGCACUCGGGUUCGCACUCGAACCGUUUUCGCUGUGAAGUGAGGAACUGGAGCUUCAUGGCCCUUUCCCAGAGCGGGAUUUAGGAGGCGAAGCCGCGUAGUUCUGCACGGGGGUUACAGUGGGUGCUGUAGGGGGCCUAAGGAAGCCGUUGUAAAAUAUGGGCACUUUGUACACAAACUAUUGCUCAGAAGUUCUGUCAUUCCCACGUUAGACUCCCUGCUACAGCGGGAUCAAGAGGUCGCAUCUGUCUUCUGUAGUUCUCACCAUGGCGAGAAUCAAACUCCAUAAUGGUCUGCGAAGGGUGUGUGGUGAGAAACCACGGGGUCAGGCCUGGAGCUCAGCCUUAGUUUAGUUUUGAAUCGGUUGAUUUAAAAUAUCGUCCAAGGUCAAAAGCAGAAUUUUACAAUUUGGUCCUACAUCUUGUUUCUUAUAAUUCUGUAAAAUCGGAUGUUUAUCCUGUACGUCGGGAGUUUCCUUUGCUUGAUGGAAAGCCAAGAUUUUUGUUCUUUACGGGGGUUUAAGGAAAAUCCCAGAUGGGAAGUGAGAGCUCAGUGCUUUGUCCAGGUGACUCGCUGCUGGGGAAUUGCCAGAGGACGUUCUCCACAGCCGGGCGGGUGUGUGCGCUACUAAGCAAGGUAACGUCCUUUUCGGCUGCAUGAUUAGGAGAAAGGGAUGUUUAAAGCUGGCUCGCCUCGCUUCAGCGGUGAAUUUUAAUUCUAGUAAUCCACUAGGCUGGAUUGCAAUAAUAUAACGUGUCUUUUGGAAAAAAUUCUAGUUAAAAAUCUGAUAAACUACUAACAAUGUUUAAAUACCUGCCUAGCAGUCAGUGGCACAAUGAAGAUGAAUCAGUAAUUCCAACAUGUUACAUGAUAAUUAGGGGAUUUGUUACAAAUCAUUCAUUAACCUAGAUGUAAUUUCUUGCACUAGCUACUGAAGCAUGGUUUCUGUUCUAGAAGUACACGUAUCUAUUUUCAAUGGUUUAUUAUGAGGACUGGUUGCAUUUUAAUUCCUUCUCUAGUGGAAUAGCCCUUGGCCGUUUGACUGAGGGAGGCGUUGUCUCGCCUUGGCUGCUGAGGCGGUUUCCCAGCUGAGGCAGUUUGUGCAGCUUGGGAACAGCUGUGCUCUCCCAGAUGAGCCCCAGAUGUGGUGCCUGUAACUCACUUCAUGGAAACCGCGUCCUCGUGGAAACGGGCGCAUUAGACGUUUUUCCAUAUCCGUGUUGAUGCACUAACAAAAACCAUUUAAGCCUCAUUCUUUUUAUCAGUAUUUUUAGCAGAUUUUUGUGUCGUACUCCAUCUUUUUCACGAGGAAGCUGGUUGGUAGAAGGACUUUUGUUUUCCUUUAUUGGUUAAGCACGAUGCUAGAGCGUCAGCAUUGUCAGGGGUUAGUGACACGGCUGCUUCAGCUGGAGCUGGUGACAGGUGGGAUCCGAGUCUAUUAGCCUUAUAAAAAUAGCCUUAAAUAAGAAUGGAGUAUACAAAAUCACUUCAGCUUUAAGUCAUACAGAAAUAUCCUUGUAUGUUAAUGAUUUUGGUACAAGACUGGAAAAAAUCUAGAGGGGAGUCAAACAUCAUAUAAACUUAUUGAAAAUAAGUAUUUGUAAUACCAGCAGCCUGUUUUUCAGAAACUUGAAUAUCUGACUUAGUUAGUUUUGUUUAUGAAAUUGUUUGAACUUGCACAGAUGUAGGUGUAACUUAACUGAUAAAUGGUACUGAUGUGUGUGUAUAUAUACUGUUUAAUUCUAUUUGUAAAUGAGAAACUAUGUAACAAAAUCAUAGGUAUGAGGUUUUCCUAUUGUAAUUUAAUACAGGUAUGAGGUUUAUGGCAAUAUAUCAUAGUUAAUGAAAUUUCAGGUCAAAUUGUCUUUAAAUUGUGUACAUUUUUAAAUUGUAAUUUCUACUGUAUAUUGAUUAUCAUGCAUAGUGUGAUUCAAGGAACUGCUUGUAAUUUAAAAAUAUUUAAUAUUAAAAAUAAAAUACAAUUAUAUAUUUAUAA
Messenger RNA from Columba livia (rock pigeon), 8537 nucleotides. RefSeq names its product lemur tyrosine kinase 2 (gene LMTK2). Gene Ontology annotation, biological process: protein phosphorylation. The transcript has 15 exons. NCBI's taxonomy places the organism in Eukaryota, Metazoa, Chordata, Aves, Columbiformes, Columbidae. The coding region runs from base 984 to 4742 and encodes 1252 amino acids. Gene Ontology annotation, molecular function: ATP binding; protein kinase activity. The record is from RefSeq and is a predicted model, not a curated record.